AUUCGUCCUUACUGCUACACCUUACUCCUUGACGUCUGGUCGAUGUUCGUAAUCAUUCGUCAUUGAUUGUAUGCGCUCUCGUCUUUUAGUUCUCGUUCUGUUUAGUUCGUAACACUUUUGUCUUUAAGGUGUGAAUCGUGAAACGAUUGACCACGUUUUUCCAAAAUAAUCAUCGGUUGAGCAAUUUUCGAGCGAUAGACUUAACGUUGCGAGAAGACAAGUUGAAUGAGUAGGAAAAUGAUAAUCAACGCAGAAGAACAACAAGGCCAGAUCGUUUGGGCGAAAAUAUCAAAAAAAGCCAAGUUAUGGGCCGCAAUAAUUAUUUCUACAAAGAAAAUGAAUUUAGCAUAUUUCGAAGAUCAGCCUGGAAAAACUUGUGUCUGGUGGUUGGGUAAUGACACUAUGUCACAGUUGAGAAAUGAUUUGAUAUUUGAAUUUGAAUCUGAAAUAAAAAAUGGUAUGUCCAAUUUAUGCGGUCAACGCGAAGAAGGUGUUAAACAAGCAGUUAAAAUAUUAUCCUUACAGUUUAACUUUGUGAUCCCCAAACGUUAUGAUGGAAGUAUUAAUCAGAUUAAUUGGGCAUUACUAAAUUUGCCUAUUAUUAUGAAAGGAAAUCGUAAUAAAGAUAAAGAGUUAGUUAUUCCAGAUAAUUUCCUUAAUAAAAUCAUAAUGACAAAUAAUAAUAUUAAAAGAUUAAUUGAAGAAAAAGAAAAAGAUGAUGAAAGCCCACACGGAGUAAAAAGGAAAAUUGAAGUUUCUGAUAUUUCAAAAAUGAAAAACCAAUAUUGCAUGGCAUGCCGAAUAAUUUCAGAUGAACUAGAGAUUAAACAUCCCAUAUUUAAAGGUUUUUUGUGUAAUGAUUGUUUUAAAAAAGGAAAAGACAUUAUUCUAUCAAUAGCAAAAGACAAUGCAAAUGAUGGUUGUUGCGUCUGUCUAACUCAAAAAGACACGUUAGUAUUGUGCAGCUUUUGUAUAAGAGCUUAUUGCAAUGAAUGCUUAGAAUUUUAUUGUGGCCAAAGAGCUCUAGAAAAAAUUAUUGCUGAUAAAACAUGGAAAUGUUUUGCAUGUUUGAAUACUACCAUUUUAAAGACCAGUAAACUAGUUCCAAGGAAAACUGUGGAUCAACUAAAAAACAUCUAUAACUUGUAUCCAGCCAGCACUGAAAAUAACUGUAUCAAGGAAGAAGUUCAGGAAAUACAUGUUUUGAAUUUAAAAGACAUUCAAAACAAUGUACCAAAAGCUUUAAAAAAUCUAGAAUUUCCCUUCAGGAUUCUUGAAACUAGUUAUAUAAAUGGUGAUAUUCUGGAUAAUAAUAAGAAAAAUGCCAAAUUAGUCAUUCAAUAUUAUCCUAACAAAGAAAAUUAUGAUAAAGAUAAAUUUUUUGAUCUGAACGGUUGCAUGAAAAAAUUUUUCUCUUUUUUGCAAAUUAAAAACAAAAUGGAAGCGUUGCAUGAUGAUAGAACCAUUUUUUGGGCAUUUGAAACAAGUGCUGCGAUCAAAGCUUCUGAACAGAAAACAAUCUCAAGGUUUGUUGAAACUCGACCAAUUAUUAUUGGCACGAAUAUAAACGAUGUCCGACAGAGAAGCCGGUUUAUUUGGACCAACAUUACUAUACUUCAAAAUAAUAUCGAACAAUAUACUAAUCAACAAAUUUAUCUUCAUAAAUUGCCAAACUAUGCUGGAAAAAGAGUAAAAUAUAAUGAAGAUCACAAAGAUAUGCCUUGGUGCUAUACUUCCGUAUACGUCAUUUUAAGUAAUUUCAUAAAAAAUAACGUACAUAGAUGCAAGUAAAUGCAAAUGAUAUUGUUUCUCAAACAUAUAUUUUUAAUUUUGGUUUUCUUUUUUUUUUUUUUAUUAUGAACUCGUAUAAAUGCUGAUAUUUAAUUUUUUUUUUAUUUUAUCUUGUUAAAGUUUUAAGACUACAUUUUGCUAUUUUGCCAAGUACCUAAAUAUCCGUUUGUUAUAUUGUUAUGUUUACUACUGUAAAAAUAAG
Rhopalosiphum maidis (corn leaf aphid) is the source of this 1993-nucleotide messenger RNA. RefSeq names its product DNA (cytosine-5)-methyltransferase 3C-like. The transcript has 15 exons. Lineage: Eukaryota; Metazoa; Arthropoda; Insecta; Hemiptera; Aphididae. The record is from RefSeq and is a predicted model, not a curated record. The coding region runs from base 226 to 1791 and encodes 521 amino acids.